Molecule: messenger RNA, 1500 nt
Organism: Cyphellophora attinorum
Lineage: Eukaryota; Fungi; Ascomycota; Eurotiomycetes; Chaetothyriales; Cyphellophoraceae
Product: Cytochrome b2, mitochondrial
Exons: 1
Coding region: 1-1500 (499 amino acids)
Molecular function (GO): heme binding; oxidoreductase activity
Source: RefSeq, a predicted model, not a curated record
AUGACUACGAUCUCGUAUGCAGAGGUGCAGAAGCACAAGACCAAGGACAGCUGCUGGGUGAUACUGUACGGCGAGGUUUGGGACGUGACUGACUUUCUCGAAGAGCACCCAGGUGGCAGCUCAAUCAUUCUCAAGCUAGCAGGCCAAGACGCGACGACCGAGUAUGACCCAGUGCAUCCGCCGGGCACGCUCGAGGAGAACCUACCUGGCUCAAAGCGACUGGGACAGAUCGAUCCGACAACGCUGCCUGAGCCCGUGAAGCCAGCCAAAGAAAUCGGCCCAGAGGCAGACCAGGACAUCGAGAUCCCCAUCGAGAACCUCCUGAACCUGGACGAGAUAGAAGAGGCAGCCACGAAGAAACUAUCAAAGAAAGGAUGGGCGUACUACUACUCGGCCGCCGACGACCUACACAGCAAGCACCUCAACAACACAGCAUACAGACAAAUAUUACUGCGUCCUAGAGUGUUCGUGGACUGCUCAAGAUGCGACCUCUCAACCACAUUCCUGGGUCGCAAGCUCGACCUACCGAUCUACGUCUCACCCGCAGCAAUGGCACGUCUUGCACAUCCGGACGGAGAAUGGGGUAUCGCGCAAGCAUGCAAGAAAUACGGCGCCAUGCAGAUCAUCUCGAACAACGCGUCCAUGACACCUGAACAGAUCGUGAAGGAUGCCGGGCCAGAUCAAACCUUCGGGUGGCAGCUAUACGUGCAAACCGAGCGCAAGAAAUCGGAAGCGAUGCUGGCGCGAAUCAACAAGCUGGACGCCAUCAAAUUUAUAUGCUUAACACUCGACGCGCCCGUACCUGGCAAGCGCGAGCACGAUGAGCGGAGCAAGAACAUCGUCGAGGACACGGAUGCAGCAAUCAAAGACGCAGGCGGGUCGAAGCUCAAGGGCGGUGGCGGCAUCGGGCAAUCGCUCUUCUUCGGAACGGAUCCCACACUGACCUGGAAGGAGACGUUGCCCUGGCUGAAGAAGCACACUAGUAAACCGAUCAUUCUGAAGGGCCUUCAGGCACAUGAAGAUGCGUUCAUUGCCGCACAGCACUCCGAUCAGGUGAAGGCCAUCAUCCUCAGCAAUCAUGGUGGUCGGGCGGCUGACACCGCGCCGCCGGCUGUGCAUACACUGCUUGAGAUUCGGAAGUACUGUCCAGAAGUCUUCAACAACAUUGAGGUCAUCGUCGACGGCGGGAUCAAGCGCGGUACCGAUGUCGUCAAGGCACUGGCACUGGGAGCGAAGGCAGUGGGCGUCGGACGGGCGGCCCUGUUCGGACUAGGCGCAGGCGGCAUUGAAGGCGUCGAGCGUGUUCUCGAGAUCCUGAAGGCCGAGACUGCUACAGCGAUGCGGCUACUGGGUGUCGAAUUCGUCAAGGACCUCGGUCCACGGCAUAUCAACACGAGAGCACUGGAGCGGGAUAUAUAUGAUGGACCGGCUGGUCUGGAGGGCUUUGGGAAUGUCGGGCUUUGGUUAAGUCGAAGUUAUAAUCCCGAUCUAGUCAGCUGA